GCGUCCUCCUGGCCCCUCCCCCCAAGAUGGCGGCGCCCGCGGGCCCGGGGAAGUUCUGGAAGCCGGGCACAGAAGGUCCUGGUGUCAGCAUCUCAGAGGAGAGACAGAGCACUUCUGAAAUUAAUGGUGUAAACAUCAUCUAUAAUCCUUAUGCUUCUCUUUCUAUUGAACAACAGAGACAAAAGUUGCCAAUUUUUAAGCUUAGAAAUCACAUACUGUACCUGGUGGAAAACUAUCAGACUCUGGUGAUUGUUGGAGAAACAGGAUGUGGCAAAACCACCCAGAUUCCACAAUACUUAGCAGAAGCUGGCUGGACGGCUGAAGGGAGGGUAGUUGGAGUGACUCAGCCUCGCAGAGUUGCUGCUGUUUCAGUUGCAGGCCGAGUGGCUGAGGAAAGAGGCGCUAUGCUGGGUCAUGAUGUUGGAUAUUGUAUUCGUUUUGAUGAUUGCACAGACCCUCAGGCUACAAGAAUUAAGUUUCUGACUGAUGGUAUGUUGGUGAGGGAGAUGAUGGCUGACCCAUUACUAACAAGAUACAGUGUCCUCAUGCUGGAUGAAGCGCAUGAAAGAACCCUGUAUACAGACAUUGCCAUUGGCUUAUUAAAAAAGAUUCAAAAGAAACGAGGGGAUCUGCGACUGAUUGUAGCAUCGGCUACCCUGGAUGCAGAGAAAUUUAGAGAUUUCUUCAAUCAAAAUGAGACUAGUGACCCCAGCAAGGAUACCAGUGUGAUUCUUACUGUGGAAGGGAGAACUUUUCCAGUGGAUGUCUUUUAUAUACAGAGCCCUGUUCCAGAUUAUGUCAAAUCAACUGUAGAAACCGUGAUGAAAAUUCACCAGAUGGAGAGUGAUGGGGAUAUAUUGGCCUUUCUAACUGGCCAGGAGGAAGUAGAAACUGUUGUUUCUAUGCUGAUAGAACAGGCUCGAGCCCUUUCUCGUACUGGGAUGAAGAAACACCUCCGUGUUCUCCCUUUGUAUGCUGGGCUUCCUUCCUCUGAGCAGAUGAAAGUAUUUGAGAGGGUUUCACACAGUGUCAGAAAGGUGAUUGUGGCCACCAAUAUUGCUGAAACAUCCAUUACCAUUCAUGGGAUCUCAUCUGUGAUUGACUGUGGCUUUAUGAAACUUCGGGCCUAUAAUCCCAAAACAGCCAUUGAAUGCCUUGUAGUUGUUCCAGUGUCAAAGGCAUCAGCUAAUCAGAGAGCAGGACGUGCAGGCCGAAACCGCUCUGGAAAAUGUUAUAGGCUUUACACAGAGGAAGACUUUGAGAAGUUGCCACAGUCCACUGUUCCAGAAAUGCAGCGGAGUAACCUGUCACCCGUCAUAUUGCAGUUGAAAGCUUUGGGAAUUGACAAUGUGCUCAGGUUCCCCUUCCUCUCUCCACCCCCUGCACAAUCAAUGGUGCAAGCUUUGGAAUUGCUGUAUGCUUUAGGAGGUUUGGAUAAACACUGUCGUCUAACAGAACCUCUUGGUAUGAGAAUAGCAGAGUUUCCUUUGAACCCUAUGUUUGCAAAGAUGCUGCUGGAAUCAGGAAAUUUUGGCUGCUCCCAGGAAAUCUUGAGUAUUGCUGCCAUGAUGCAGAUUCAGAAUGUGUUUGUGCUCCCUCCAAACCAAAAAGCACAAGCUACAAGGCAACACAGAAAAUUUGCUGUGGAAGAAGGCGAUCAUCUCACUAUGCUAAAUGUUUAUGAAGCUUUUAUUAAACACAGCAAGAGUUCUCAGUGGUGUCAGGAGCACUUUCUAAACUACAAAGGGCUUGUCAGAGCCACAAUUGUGAGAGAGCAGCUGAAAAAGCUUCUUGUCAAAUUUAAAGUACCGAAGAAGUCCAGUGAAGGUGACCCAGAUCCCGUUUUGAGAUGUAUAGUUUCUGGAUUCUUUGCUAAUGCAGCCAAAUUCCACUCCACAGGAGCUUAUAGGACCAUCCGUGAUGACCAUGAACUGCACAUUCAUCCCACCUCAGUGCUGUAUGCAGAGAAACCUCCUCGCUGGGUAGUCUACAAUGAGGUCAUACAGACCUCCAAGUACUACAUGAGAGAUGUGACUGCUAUUGAAUCUGCUUGGUUAUUGGAACUGGCACCUCACUUUUACCAACAAGGAACGGUACGGAAUCGACAUAGACCCCAAACGCACCUUUCCUUGAGGGCAAAAAGAGUUAAAGUGGAUGACCAUUGAUUUGAAAUGGCUAUUGAGCCUUAUGACAUCAGAUGCAGAACCUACCACUGAUUCAAGCUGGCUACAGUCCAUUCAGCAGUCAGUUCAUUAGCAACUUGACCUUACAUCAACUAAAUGUUUAAAUGCCUGCUAGGAUCCUAUAGGGGUUUAUGCAUGACCAAUACCUUGUAAACCUAAGUAGAGCUUGCAUUGCAGACAUUUUAUUCCUUGGCCUAAUUGACCACUCUUGUUAACCUGGGUAUGUUGCUCCUUUUAAUAGGUAGACAAAUGAUCAAAAUAUUAAGGGGAUACACAGGACCACAAAGAACUAAAACCUCCGGGUAGGAAAUUGUAUCCUUGGAGUGGUUCAGCAGCCCAGGAGAGUGGGGAGCAGGGCUCAGAGAACCCCAUCUCCUUUUACUUAGAGCACUGUGAAUACUGCUGGCCAUAUUCCUGACAGCAGUGAGCUGGCCCUUGAAACACAAUGGCCUGCCCUGGAAACCUUGACACUGUGUUUGACUGAGUCUGACUGCUGCGUUGUUGCUCUGAAGCAGUAGAAUCCUUCUUUGAGCCAGUUGAGCUUUCCCUUUGUUCCCCAUCACGUAAAGUUGUUUUGUAGAUAGCUCUGUGUUUAAAAUGUGUGGUUUCCAUACAUGAAAAGCACUACUCAGCAGUGGGGAAAUCUUUGGGCUUCUUGUCACUCAGCUUUUUAAGAAGGGGCUGUGUUUUUUGAUCAGUCUCCUGGGGUGUAUGCACAUGUUGUCAGAUGGGGUUCAUGCAAGAUCACAGGUGAGGCUUCACUUUAUUUUCUGAAUAAGAGAGAAGGUGCAAACCUCUUGCACACAAGAUUUCAGCAAGGGAAAUCUCAUGGGAAUACUGCUUUUGGCAAGAUUCAGCAAAGAUGAAAAUGCUCUGGACUUCCUUAAAUCAGGAACAUUACAAAAAAUACUUUUUAUUGAAAGAAAACUUGCUCAUUGCUAUUGGAACCCUUCUCUUAUCAAAAUGGGAGACAGGGAGUUUGUGGCAGCUGCUGGUUUAGCAGGGACCCCAAGAUCACCUAUCCAUAAAGAACUCUACUCCUUUGUGUUUAAGCCAUAAUAGCUUGGAUACUUGUAUUUAUUUUUCUUACCUUUUUAUAUUUAUUUCUGAAACAUGUUGUUUUAAAGUUUUAUUUUUGUAAGGAGAUUGGUUUGGUGGCUGAGCCUCCUGGGCUUAACACGUUACCAAUAAUUUUAUUUCCAUUUUUUUUAAAGUAUGUAAAUAAGCAAAUCUUUUUACAUAGAAUAAAUGUUUUCCUCACCCCAGGGCUGCCUUAUAAGUCAUUUUGAGGACGUUCUUUGCAUUCUACCUCCCACAAACCUGCAGAGAAAGCUUGUUCUGUCAUAUGAAAUAUGUGGUCUAUGCAAUGGCUAUGUACUGAUUGCCAGCACAACAAAGAGAUGUUAGCCUCAAUAUAUGGUGCCAGCAGCAUGACGCACUGGAUUUCCCCAUGCCAGUCCAUCUUUUCUCUCUUUCUUAGAAUGUAAGCUCUGUGGGGCAGGUAUUGUCUUUGUUUACUAUUCAUUGUCAAGAACAUUGUUGGCACUAAAUAAAAAAGAUCCACUUUGCUGUUUUUUUUUCUUUGAAGGGGUAGAGAGCGCUGAAUACAAAGACUUGUAAAUUUUCCAUGUUGCUUUGUCCUCUGGAAACAUUCUUUAGAAAAAUAAAACCAUUGAAUCAAGA
This is a messenger RNA of Gavialis gangeticus (Gharial), 3866 nucleotides long. RefSeq names its product DEAH-box helicase 35 (gene DHX35). The record is from RefSeq and is a predicted model, not a curated record. Gene Ontology annotation, molecular function: RNA binding. The transcript is spliced from 22 exons. Lineage: Eukaryota; Metazoa; Chordata; Crocodylia; Gavialidae. The coding region runs from base 27 to 2165 and encodes 712 amino acids. Gene Ontology annotation, cellular component: catalytic step 2 spliceosome; intracellular anatomical structure.